Molecule: messenger RNA, 8450 nt
Organism: Lutra lutra (Eurasian river otter)
Lineage: Eukaryota; Metazoa; Chordata; Mammalia; Carnivora; Mustelidae
Gene: USP49
Product: ubiquitin specific peptidase 49
Exons: 5
Coding region: 1-2076 (691 amino acids)
Biological process (GO): protein deubiquitination
Cellular component (GO): cytoplasm
Molecular function (GO): cysteine-type deubiquitinase activity; zinc ion binding
Source: RefSeq, a predicted model, not a curated record
AUGGAUAGAUGCAAACAUGUCGGGCGGUUGCGGCUCGCCCAGGACCACUCCAUCCUGAACCCGCAGAAGUGGUGCUGCCGGGAGUGCGCCACCACCGAGUCCGUGUGGGCUUGUCUCAAGUGCUCCCACGUGGCCUGCGGCCGCUACAUCGAAGAUCACGCCCUGAAACACUUUGAGGAGACCGGGCACCCGCUAGCCAUGGAGGUCCGGGAUCUGUACGUGUUCUGUUACCUGUGCAAGGACUACGUGCUCAACGACAACCCGGAGGGGGACCUGAAGCUGCUCAGAAGCUCCCUGCUGGCGGUCAGGGGCCAGAAGCAGGACCCGCCGCUGAGGCGCGGCCGGACGCUGCGGUCCAUGGCCGCCGGCGAGGAUGCCGUCCCGCCGCAGCGCGCUCCUCAGGGACAGCCGCAGAUGCUCACGGCUCUGUGGUACCGGCGCCAGCGCCUGCUGGCCAAGACGCUGCGACAUUGGUUCGAGAAGAGCUCCCGCGGCCAGGCGAAGCUGGAGCAGCGGCGGCAGGAGGAGGCGCUGGAGCGCAAGAAGGAGGAGGCGCGGCAGCGGCGGCGCGAGGUGAAGCGGAGGCUGCUGGAGGAGCUGGCCAGCUCCCCUCCGCGCAAGAGCGCGCGCCUGCUGCUGCACGCCCCGCGCGCCGCCGACGCCCCGCGCCCCGCCUCACCGCGCGCGCCCGCCGGGGGCCGCCCGCCGCCGCGCCGCGCGCCCGCCAUGGCGCCGGGCGUCACGGGCCUGCGCAACCUGGGCAACACCUGCUACAUGAACUCCAUCCUGCAGGUGCUCAGCCACCUCCAGAAGUUCCGCGAAUGUUUUCUGAACCUCGACCCUUCCCAGACCCAGCAGCUGUUUCCCAAGGCCCCCAACGGGAAGGCUCCGCUCUCCGGCAGGCCGGCCGGCAGCUCCGCCACCGAGCUGUCGGCCAGGAGCGAGGGGGCCGACGCGUGCGAGCGGGAGGGUCUCUGCUUCAAUGGCGGGGCCUCCAUCAGCAGGAGCCUAGAACUCAUCCAGAACAAGGAGCCGAGCUCGAAGCACAUUUCCCUCUGUCACGAACUGCACACCCUUUUCCGAGUCAUGUGGUCCGGAAAGUGGGCCCUGGUGUCGCCCUUCGCCAUGCUUCACUCCGUGUGGAGCCUGAUCCCCGCCUUCCGCGGCUAUGACCAGCAGGAUGCGCAGGAGUUCUUGUGCGAGCUGCUGCACAAAGUGCAGCAGGAACUCGAGUCCGAGGGCACCACGCGCCGGAUCCUCAUCCCCUUCUCCCAGAGGAAGCUCACCAAACAGGUCUUAAAGGUGGUGAACACCAUAUUCCACGGGCAGCUACUCAGUCAGGUCACAUGUGUAUCAUGCAAUUACAAAUCCAAUACCAUUGAGCCCUUUUGGGAUCUGUCCCUGGAAUUCCCUGAACGGUAUCACUGCAUAGAAAAGGGGUUUGUCCCUUUGAAUCAGACAGAGUGCCUGCUCACUGAAAUGCUGGCCAAGUUCACAGAGACAGAGGCCCUGGAAGGGAGAAUCUACGCUUGUGACCAGUGUAACAGCAAACGACGAAAAUCCAAUCCCAAACCCCUUGUUCUGAGUGAAGCUAGAAAGCAGUUAAUGAUCUACAGACUACCUCAGGUCCUCCGGCUACACCUUAAAGAUUCAGUAAGAACUUUCUAUCCAUGUUUUAGGUGGUCUGGCCGUAAUCAUCGAGAGAAGAUUGGGGUCCAUGUCGUCUUUGACCAGGUAUUAACCAUGGAACCUUACUGCUGCAGGGACAUGCUCUCCUCUCUUGACAAAGAGACCUUUGCCUAUGAUCUCUCCGCAGUGGUCAUGCAUCACGGGAAAGGGUUUGGCUCAGGACACUACACAGCCUAUUGCUACAACACAGAGGGAGGUUUUUGGGUCCACUGCAAUGACUCAAAGCUGAAUGUAUGCAGUGUCGAGGAAGUGUGCAAAACUCAAGCCUACAUCCUUUUUUACACUCAAAGAACAGUUCAGGGCAAUGCAAGAAUUUCAGAAAACCAACUCCAAGCUCAGGUGCAGUCCAGCAACAACGAUGAGGGCAGACCACGGCUCAUCCCCUGAAUGGGAGGCACGUUUCAAGGACUGGCCUGCUUUUAAACUAUUGGUGUUCGUAUAUCUUUCCUCUUACAGGAAAUAAGGUUUAGUGCAGGAACAGAGUACUAGGUUUGCCUCACUGGGACUACAGCAGAAGGUGCUAGGUGACUCAUGUUCUAUCAUAAAAUCUGUAGUCACUUUCUCUUGAAUGGAUUUGGGAAUUCCCUCCUUUGAUAAAACAGAAGGAGUAACUUCUAUGAAGAUUCUUUCAUCAGUUGCUUCUGAAUAGAGAGGAUCUGGGUGGAGGAAAGAGGGGGUAAAUGGAUCAUAUGCAGCCAGGAGAGCAGCCAUGUUUUCUUUCCAUUAUGUGAUUCCCCCAUUAACCAGGACCUCCCUGUGACCCCAGAAGAACCCUCCUGAUGUGAACAGCCCUGGACAGAGCAUGUGAGGUGGGGCCCUGGGCUGGCAGCUUGCUGGAUGGGAUUGGUUCCAAGGCAGGAAGUGGAUAAUAAGGAUUUGUCCCCACAAAGGAAGUAACCCUCAAGGGCUGACAACUUGCAGACUUCCUUUUUUAGGGAAUAGCAGUGAAAGAGUGGAAUGAGAUGCGUAGAGCAAGUUUCCCCAUGCAAAACGGGAGGUUUUUCAAGUGUCCUACCUUCCCUGGCUGCUGCUGUCAUUGAGUCAUUCCACGUCUUCUGAACAUCCCUUCAUUCUAGAGCAGUUCCUAUGGGGAAGCAAUCAACUGGUCCGUGACAUGUUCUUAGUUGCAUGCCAAGCAGAAGGACGCCCCUGGCUACCCAGUUCUGUAGCAUAUUCCUGGUUCAGGUAUAGGACAAGCACAUGGUUUGGUAUAAAUUGGUCUUUAGGUCAGUUGUCUGAGGCUGGCUCAGAAUUCAGUUGAGGGUAGGCAGGGAUAGCUGUGGACCAGGCCUUAUCUGAAUGCCCAUCACCUGUUCUCACCUUUGUGCAGCACACAGCUUUUCUUAGCCUGCAGCUUUUAGCUUGCACCUGGAGGGCUUGGAACAUUCUUGUUCAGCACAAGGUUUGGGAACUUACGCUUUUCUAGGGCUUAGGAAUCUGCCCCCAUAUGUCUGAACAGUUCAUUGCUGCUGGCCCCAGCCUGUUCCCUCCCAAAUUUGAUAAUCCUUACUGUUUCUUGACCCUCCUACACUCAGUCCAUCUGAGGGGGGGAAAAAAAGAAAAAAGAGUGCCCUGUCUUUUACUUAAGUGCUAGUAAAAUACAUAUUUCUUUUUAUACCGGGUCAGUUUCUAAGUGGAAUGAAAUUGCCCAGAUGGAAACCCUCCUUCUCAUCAGGCACCACUGAAUUUCCCUUCUCAGUCCUGCAGUAAGAGUGAAUGCAGCCCGGAACUCUCACUGUGGGGCUGCUGCGGCCCGCCUCAGCCUGUCACUGUGAAAGCUCAUCUUCUGACUGAGUGUAUCAACCCAGUGUUUCAAUUCAGGUAGAAGUACAGUUGUCACUUGAAGGAAGCAGAUGUGGAGGGAGUUGGGGAAGGGUGGGAGGUUGGGAAAAGAGGGGGUAAGAUGAGGGUCGUAGCUUAGGGGUGUUGAUGAGCCCCAUAGCCAGAGCAGAUCUGUAGCAUUUGCUGUUGACCUCUUUUGAGAUGGACUCUCCCACAGGACCUGUCAGACAGCACUGAGACAUGGAGGAAAUUCAGACAGAAAAUGGCUCACCCUGAUAAAGAAAGGGGAGUGACUAUAUUUUAAAUUAAACUUGCUUUUUCCAACACUGUGAGGUUUCUGUAAUAUUUAGCUUUUAUUUGGAAGCGAUAGCGUAUGGCAUUUUUUAUGCUAUUUGGUUUAUAUUGUCUACUGCAGGCUUCUUUGUACAAGCUUGGCCCGGGCUCACCCUCUCCUGGACACUGUUUUAAAGUGUCACAGCUGCCCAUGCUGCCAGAGGCUCUGAUGCAAAGCUAUACUCUCUAGAUCCACAUUUUUAAGUUGGCAGUCUUGGUGAUGACUUUUCGUGGCAAUGAAAAGCCCAUUAACUCAAAACAAAACAAAACAAAAAAAACAAGCAAAAAACUCCAAGGAGAGUGAAAAGGAAAAUAUAAAUUGUGCCUCAUCUUUCUUUGAAUGCUGUAUUUGUUAUUCUAGAAAAAGAGAACUUACAAAUGGAAAAGAAAUAAUAGAGCAUCUACUUCAUCCCUCAGGCUGUUUCCGGGGGAAACUUAAGAAAAAUGAACAUUUAAUGGAAAAUUAAAAGAUCUUCAAAUUUAAUUUUUAAAAAUAGUUUUAUACCAAAUAUUUAUAAGAAUUAUUAAGCAGACUUAAGGACUUUGUGAAAGAAACGCUUGACUUAGCUGAGCACCUAUUAACAAGUUCAUAAAAUUGUUUAAAAUGAGUUGGAAUAGAAACCACUACCAGAGUCCUCACUGAGCUGCGUACUCUCGAAGGUGCCCCUGCAGUCACAGACACCUCAGGUACCCAGAGGCAGCAGCACUAGACGCUGUUGAGAAGUUAGUAUUUAUGGAAACUUUUAUUAAAGAGUUCCCUGCUGCAUAAGCCAAUGGCUGUUGUGAGGGAAAUGUCCCUUUGCCUUUAAUUUAUUUACAUAUUGGAAGUAGAUGGAUUUCUUAGUUGCAUCUCACUUUAAACUGAAACAUUCUAAAGAGAAGAAGAUAAGAACCAGGUAGACGUUGACUAGAUGCUGCCAAAUCAAACCUGAUAUCUCCUAUCUGAACCUACGGGGGCCUGCUUCUCCCAGACAAGUAGUUGGAGUCCCAUUCCAGGAACCCUUUGUAGUUGGCUGGUGUGUUUACUUUCUGCUGUAGCCAGCCAAGAUGAAUGCACCCUGGCCCUCAAAAAGGAUUUUUUACCUCAAUCUAGUUUGACCCUCAUACUUGUGGUUGCCUCUGAGGUGAGCAUCCGUGCUAGUGUUUAAAAAAAAAAAAAAAAAAUUAGGAAUGCCCUCAACAGCCAGGAACUGAAGCUCUUAUUAAAUGGUGGGCAGAGCUCUUGCCAGUUUUGAUCCAGUCCCCUCUCAGGCUGAGGGGAGCAGUGCCACGCUGAAAAGAAUUUCCAGAUGUCUCUUAAAAUGUCAUGAAUAAAAUUAGAAAACUGUAGGAGUGUUAAUGUGUCCUAUGGACUCAAUAGAAGAAUUUAUUUUUGUUUUUAAUGGCAAGGCUUCUAGAGUCAAUGAUUGUAUGAGUUCCCUACUCUGGCUAUGCUUAUAGCUUCAUCCAAGUGCAAGAACUAAUAAAAUGAAUUGGCUGGCCGUGGGGCAUAGAUGGCCCUAGUCAGGCCCCUGCAUAAGCCUGAGAGAGGUCGACGGUAGUACAGAAUGAAAACUUGGUUGGGUGUGGGGGGGUGGGAUGUGGGUGGGCAGGCAGGGAGGGGGAGAUGGAGUUUGUUUUACUUAUUGAUAAAGCUUUGUGAACUAAUUUUAUACAAUUCAUAACAUUUGGUGCCUUGUACCGUUAUGGUUUGCAUGGGAUUGAAAAGAUUAAGGGAAAGGAUGUCGCCUUGUCAUUUCGGGUGGCAAAUGGGUCUGUACAGUGUAAAGGACAUUUGGUAUCAGACUUUCUGAAAGCAUUUCAUCUCAUGUGUGUGAAAGAUAAUUAUUCUUACCAGCAAGUUCUGAAAUUUUACUGUAAUGUCCAAAAUCUUUGGAUUUGUGACUAUUCAUCAAAUGGCUGCUUUUCAAGGCAGACUAUGUACCCCAUUCUUUCUCACCACCCCUUUUAUGUUCCAAACAUUAACUCGGUCCUCUUCGGGUAGGCUGGGAGUGCUAACUCUUCUCAAACAUAUACUAUACCCCUAUCGGGUUAUAUCUUAUGAGUGGAAGGGUUGCUUUUCCAGCUGGUUGGGAGAGCACAAAAUGUUCAGAAAGGGCCUUUUUUUCCUAAUGCUGGCCAACUUAUAGUAGAAGUUGAACAAAAAUGGUUCCUCCUGAAGUAUUGCCUUCAUUAAUUAGUUCUGAGGUUCUUUUGCACAAAAUUUCAGGAAGCAGUGUAGGACACAAUCCCCUAUACGUGAACCUUUAGAUUGUAUAGCAAGCCAGUGCACUGUGUAAUAUGCAAAAGAGAAGGCUCAAAGAACCUGUCCUGGCCCCCCAGCCCUUUUCCCUGGCAGGCGCGACUGGGAUGGUGCUGAGUGGCUGUGGAAGGGGAGAAGACCCAGCCCACUCACCUGUAGGGCUGUUUACAGCCUAUUCUUUCACGCUGACCUUAAGGUUUCCACUGAGCUCACGAGACUUCACCAAAGGGUGUUUAAAAAGCUCACUGCUCGAAGCACAUUUGAUAAUUGGUUCCUUCAGCCUAAUGACUGGCCUAAUUAGGUGAGGAGGUUGUACUUUUGGAGCAGAAUCUCCCAUGGCAACUUAGUUUUUUUACUGGGUAAGUAUACAUCUCCCUGGUGGUUCAGAUUCUUUUUGAAAUCAGCACUAAAGCUGAAAGCGUCUUCUAAAUACGACUGUGAGUUUAGUUUAGAUCUUUCACAUUUAACCAUUCUCUUGGUCUAGGGCUCUGACUUUAACCAGUGUUUAAUCUUCAACCCACACAUUGUUCUAAAUACACCAUAGCUAUUCUAGCACUGGGGCAAAUGGUCAUUUUUGUGGACUCUUUCCAUUCUUCUACUGGCAUGUUUCCACUUAAAAUCUAACCAGGUAGUGUAAGAGAUUUCUGUAGUACUGUGUUAACCAGCCAGGGCUGAAAACCAUGUUGACAGAUGUGAAAUUGACUUCGCUUGGGGAGGAUGUUGUGUUGGAAUGGUGAAAGCCAGCAUUUUAAUCUACAGAAUUAAUGACUAUUCGUUGAAAUUUGGGGAGAUUGUAGAUUGGAUAGCUUUACUUGCUAAAUUCUUAACACUUUGAGGAAUUAAGCCAGUUUAAAUGAAACUUUACCUUGCCAGUAUUAUGGCUUUAUAAACCAACUAACAGUAAACACUAUUACUUGAAGUUAAAACAAAAUUUUGGGUGAAAUAUGACUUGUGCUUUGGAAGCUGCCAUGUCUUAAUUUUUGCUGCAUUUUAUUUUCAACUUUUAAAAAACUUUAUAAAGUAGAACUGCUGACAGUUAUGAGUAGAUCAGGUUGCAGACUUUAAGGAUCUGUUUCAUACCUAUGAAGAACAGGAGGUGCUGGUAUUUCUUGUUUUAGCAGUGGUCUGAUGCAGAUCUGAAGGGGCUUAGAAUCUAUGCUAUGGCUUAAAAGUUUCCUUCCUGGUCACCAUUUGGGAGGUGAUGGCUUCAAUCUAAGCCUUGAUCUCAUGUAUGUGACCCUCAUCUUAACACCCAAUAAGAUGGCUAUUACACCUGUCAAACUAUCUGUGGUCCCGGUGUAGAUAGAUUCUUAGAGGGUCUUGGCUUUAUGGUAAGCCGUCUGCAGGCCUGAAUUCACACACACACACAUUCCUAACAGAUGGGACCUACCUGAUUACUGCAAGGGAAUGGUGCUUUGUAAAAUACACAUACACAAUCUCAUUCUCAAACAGAUUUCUUAACGAGAUUUACGCAGGUAGGGUCAAAAAGGACUGUUUUGUCCUAUUUACCUUUUGUGAACAGAUCAGUAAGACAUCUGUCAGUUCUAACAAUUAGGCCACUGUGGUGUAUUCAUACUGAUCCCCCUCUUUUCCAAUUCAUGUCCUUUAAUCCAUACCAGUUCCAUAGGAGACCUGGCAUGGAAAAGCAGGAUUUUAAAAAAUGACUGGUAGAUGGGGUGCCUGGCUGACUCAUUCAGAAGAGCAUGCGACUCUUGAUCCCCAGGUCAUGAGUUUGAGCCCCACAGUGGGUGCAGAUUAAAACUGUUUUAAUCUUUAAAACAAAAAUUUAAAAAUGCCUAGAAUAAAUUAACUGGGAAUAAAAUUGCCUACCAUCUCCACAUCUACCUGAGCCUACAUGAGUCUUUUCCAUAUGUUCCAUUUCCAAAGAACUCCCAACUCUUGGACAGUGACACUAUCGUGAAUUUAGGGUAAGAAAACCUCUAUUUCCUUGUGAAGAAAGCAGCUUCCUCAGGCAGUGACACUUCAGUGCCCACUGCCCAGGCCUGCUUACACUUUGACUCCAUUGCACAUCACUGCCCUCUUUCCAUCAACAAAUCCCACUUGAUGACAGCAACAAUGCCCCCUGGUGCCUGGAAAACCCACCUGGUGCACUAAAAUGCUAUGCAACACCAAAUGGCUUCUUCCCCUAGUUCUGCUCAAAAAAGUGGAAAUUCCUCCAAAAUAAGUUUCACCUUAUGUUGACAUCAAUGUACAGUGGCUACAGUUUCCCUUUUUUUUUUUUUUUUUUUUUAAAGCAAACCACCUCUGUUACAAUCUGUGUUUGGGGCUUGUUCCUGUCUCUUGAGUGUGAACUAUAAAUCAUGUUUUUAUGAUUUUUGUAAAUCUUGACUUUUUACACCUUGUUUUUGUAAGCUGAAGUUUCUUAUUAAAAGAAUAAAAUGAU